Lactuca sativa (garden lettuce) is the source of this 1688-nucleotide messenger RNA. RefSeq names its product putative pectate lyase 5. Gene Ontology annotation, molecular function: pectate lyase activity. The record is from RefSeq and is a predicted model, not a curated record. NCBI's taxonomy places the organism in Eukaryota, Viridiplantae, Streptophyta, Magnoliopsida, Asterales, Asteraceae.
AACCACCGGUCGCAUUUCUAUCGACUUCCUCCUUCCUCCCUCUGCCCUUCAUGUUGAAUGCAAGUGUUUUGUUUCAGCUCUCUUGACAAACCCAUUAAACCCCAUUCCAUUUAUUGCAUUUAUCCUUCAAAAUCGACACAAAAUAUGGCUCCUGCUCACUCUUCCAACACCUACAUUCUAUUCUUUUGCCUCCUAACAUCUCUCUUCUCUGCCAUUAGAGCUACUUUUAACCUCACACUCCCUCAUCAACACCCUAAUCCUGAAGCUGUUGUUCAAGAAGUACAAAGGAGACUGAAUGUGUCGAUUUACAGAAGAGAAAUGCUGGACACCGACGGUGGAUGUCUCACCGGAAACCCAAUCGACGAUUGUUGGCGUUGCGACCCAAACUGGGCGAAAAACCGCCAACGUCUCGCUGACUGCGCUAUUGGGUUCGGAAAAUCCGCAUUAGGCGGUAAAGGCGGCCAGAUCUACGUCGUCACCGACUCUUCCGAUCACGACGUCGUCAGUCCAACUCCGGGCACCCUCCGUUACGGCGUUUUACAAACCGAACCCCUCUGGAUCGUCUUCUCAUCCAACAUGGUCAUCAAACUGAAACACGAGCUCAUCGUCAACAGCUACAAAACCAUCGACGGCCGCGGUGCCAACGUCGCAAUCACCGGCGGUGGCUGUAUUACGCUCCAGUACGUCAGCAACGUCAUCAUCCACAAUAUACGCGUCUACGAUUGUAAGCCAUCGGGGAAUACUAACAUACGGUCAAGUCCAACGCAUGUUGGGUAUAGAGGCAAAUCCGACGGUGAUGGAAUAUCCAUCGCUGGAUCAAGAAACCUAUGGAUAGAUCAUUGUUCUCUCUCCCACUGUACGGAUGGCUUGAUUGACGCUGUUUUGGGGUCCACCGCCAUUACCAUUUCAAACAGCUAUUUCACUCAUCAUAAUGAAGUUAUGCUCAUGGGUCAUGACGAUGCGUACAUGCCUGACAAAGGGAUGCAGGUCACAUUUGCAUUUAAUCAUUUUGGGAGAGGUUUGAUUCAAAGAAUGCCAAGGUGUAGACAUGGAUAUUUCCAUGUUGUAAAUAACGAUUUCACAGAAUGGAAGAUGUACGCCAUUGGUGGCAGUGCUGACCCGACAAUCAAUAGUCAGGGAAACCGCUAUAUUGCACCACCGAAUGCAGACUCCAAAGAGGUAACGAAGCGAGUGGACACGGAUGAGGGAAAUUGGGCGGGGUGGAACUGGCGGACGGAUGGUGAUAUAAUGGUGAACGGUGCGUUCUUCGUGCCCUCAGGUGAUGGCAUGAGUGCCAUCUAUGCGAAGGCGGCCAGCUAUGAACCAAAGUCGGCCUCCCUCGUAACCCAACUCACAAUGAACGCCGGAGUCUUCGGUGGGCCCAGGGAUGAUGAUGGAAGCGAGUCAUUCACUGAUGGCACCAUCACUGGGGAUAGUGCAAGUGGGAACACCGGGAGAAGCGGUGGCGGUGGCGAUGAUGGUGACUACUUUGGGAUGAUAUUUGGUGGUGGCACGGUUGCAGUAUCACCACCUCCGGUCACCAUGUUUUUUAUUAUUUUAAUUUUAUACAUUAUAACUACCACCAACAAUGGUGGUUUAUUUUCAUUAUUAUUAUUCUUAUAGUGAUUAAUUUGGAGAUUUUGAUUGCUAAAUUAAAAGAGCAAGAAAAAAGAAAAGUUGACAAGAAA